Molecule: messenger RNA, 642 nt
Organism: Brugia malayi
Lineage: Eukaryota; Metazoa; Nematoda; Chromadorea; Rhabditida; Onchocercidae
Exons: 6
Coding region: 1-642 (213 amino acids)
Biological process (GO): cell fate commitment; negative regulation of transcription by RNA polymerase II; positive regulation of transcription by RNA polymerase II
Molecular function (GO): RNA polymerase II cis-regulatory region sequence-specific DNA binding; DNA-binding transcription factor activity, RNA polymerase II-specific; zinc ion binding
Source: RefSeq, a predicted model, not a curated record
AUGAGUAAUUGUGAAACUACCAAUAAUAAUCAUUCCUCAAGAUAUCAUCAUAAUUCUCCCACAAAUGAAAUUAGACCUGAAACUUCUAAUAGAUUGAUACCAACGAUACGUGUUUUACAUCAGAUGGAACCAACUUCUUUACACACUCACUCCUAUCCUGAAUUCAUCCGCCGCCCUUCCACUCGAAUACCAGUGGUACAAUAUUUUGAUGAUUCAAUGGAAUGUAUUUGUCAAGGUGUUUUAUGCCAACAAUGGAUGCCUUCAAAAAAUCAAACAUAUCCAGAGCAGGUGACAUGCAUACCGCACGAACAGCAACAACAACAACAAGCUGUUGAGACUGUAAACAGAAAUGCUUCAUCAGUAGUAUCACCGGAAUUACUUAGAGGAUUAUUUGUAACUAACAAUGAUUCUCAAUUAAAUAUUGCUAUUAAUUUCAAAAAAAAGCCAGUUAGUACUCAUAUUAAUUCGGUAUGCUCAAAUUGUGGUACCAAGGAGACGACAUUAUGGCGUCGUAGCAAUAUGGGAGCUGUAGAAUGCAAUGCAUGUAAUUUAUAUUAUCGCAAAAACAAUCGACCACGGCCAAUAACAAUGUCAAAUAAAAUACGAAAACGAAUUCGCUUGCCGCGUUAUCAUUUCCCAUGA